AUGGGCUUAGACCAUCGUAGGUUGUAUCCGAAGGUGAUUGCUCAGUACAUAUUCAACAUGGUCAAAACAGAUCCAACAAUCAGCAUAAGGGUUUUGCAGAGAGGUGUGGAGAAUCACUUCGGUUAUAAGGCAUCGUACAGAAAGGUUUGGCUUGCAAAGCAGAGAGUCAUUACUAGAAUAUAUGGCGAUUGGGAGGAGUCAUACAACGAGCUUCCUCGUUGGUUAUUCGCUAUGCAGAUGUACUUACCCGGUAAGAUUCAAUACAUUCCUUGGCCUGGUGCAAUCGCCACUGUCAUGUUUCUUCAGGUAUUUUGGACGUUUCCACCAUGUGUUGAGGCUUUCAAACAUUGCAAGCCACUUAUUUCUAUCGAUGGCACCCACUUAUAUGGUAUAUACGGAGGCACGUUACUUAUGGCUAUUGCUCAAGAUGGCAAUGCAAAUAUAUUGCCUAUUGCAUUUGCCAUUGUUGAGGAAGAGACGAAGGAGGCUUGGUCGUUUUUUCUUUUGUAUUUGCAGCAACAUGUGACACCAAAACCCGACGUUUUAGUGAUUUUAGAUAGGCUCAAAUCAGUUGAUGCUGCAUUGAAUGCCGAUGAAAGUUUAUGGAAACCACUGCAUGCGUUUCAGGUGUUUUGUGCAAGACACAUUGCUGCCAACUUCAUGAGUCACUUCAAAAACAAGGACUUGAAGAAGAUUCUGUAUGCGGACGAGGGUCGUCAGUUUGGUCACAUGACAACAAACAUCUCGGAGUGCAUUAACGCUGUCAUGAAGGGUUCUCAUAAUUUGCCCAUCAUUACUCUUGUUAAGUCAAGUUAUUUCUAUUUGGGUGAACUUUUUGCUAGGAAGGGUUCAGAGGCCCUUGCUUAG
Messenger RNA from Arachis ipaensis, 867 nucleotides. RefSeq lists its product as uncharacterized. NCBI's taxonomy places the organism in Eukaryota, Viridiplantae, Streptophyta, Magnoliopsida, Fabales, Fabaceae. The record is from RefSeq and is a predicted model, not a curated record.